Paramecium tetraurelia is the source of this 786-nucleotide messenger RNA. RefSeq lists its product as uncharacterized. NCBI's taxonomy places the organism in Eukaryota, Ciliophora, Oligohymenophorea, Peniculida, Parameciidae. Gene Ontology annotation, biological process: phosphate ion transport; cellular response to phosphate starvation. Gene Ontology annotation, molecular function: inositol hexakisphosphate binding. The transcript has 2 exons. Gene Ontology annotation, cellular component: cytoplasm; plasma membrane; Golgi apparatus. The record is from RefSeq and is a predicted model, not a curated record. The annotation marks the transcript as partial.
AUGAACUUACCACUUGAUUUCAUAGAUAGGAUCUGGGGAGUACAGAAAUUUCUAAUAGAAUUCUUAGACAGUAUAGAAUUAUUUUACAAAAAAAAUGAAUCCGAAAAAUUAUAAUUAAGUAUAAAAUAAUUAAAUUCAAUGAGUUUUAUGCAACACUUUGUUUCUCAUUAGGUUCCUGAAUGGUCGAAUGCCUAUUUGAAUUACCAAUUCUUAAAAGAAGUAUUAGACCCAUUUAAAAGAGUAACUAAUUCUCUGCCAAUCAUCAAUUUAACAAUUAAACUUAUCAAAGAUUAAAAUUUAGUUGCUAAUAUUCCAUAAGAAAUAUAAACUAAGUUAUAAAUCUUAGACGAAGAAUUUAUACAAUUGUUUUAAGACGAAACGAAUAAAUGCAAUUAAUUUUAUAUGAUUCAGGUUAAAAUAUUAUAGUAUCAAUACGAAACGAUGAUAGAUUCUGAAGAUGACCUAGGAAGAAUAAAAACCUUGGAAAUUCUCUAUAAAAAAGGGUAAUUGCUAAAAUCAUUCAAAAAUUCUAAUAUUGAAGCUUCCAAUCGAAUUUUAUCACUAUAUCACCAAUAUACAAGCUUUAUUGAUAAUUCAGAAAGUCACAUGAAUCAUUUCUUUAAGAAUUUAUAAUUUGUUAAUGAUACUUCUUUGAAUAAGAUAGUAAAGAAUAUUAAAGCAUUAUAUUUAAUAAAUGGAUGGGAUGGCAAUGAAUUAGCAAAGUUAAAACAAUCACAUGCAAUACAACAUAAACUCUAAUAUAUUGGAUUUCUUGGAGGGAUAAUA